UUCGGCAACGACACAAUAAGGGGCGUGAAGUUUAUAUCACAUGCUUACAUAGUCCUUAUCUUUUCAAUUUCUGUAUUUUUGUGGUCACCACAGACUUCAGGUUUACGUACACAAGUCAUUUAUUAACUCACACAACACUUAUUUUCUCAUAUCAUAUCAUGACUUCAGCACCAUUAUUGUUCACAGUGCGGAGGAGCCAACCAGAGUUGGUGCCACCAGCUGCACCCACUCCUCGCGAAGUUAAACUAUUGUCUGACAUAGAUGACCAAGAAGGCUUACGUUUCAAUAUUCCUAUGAUGUUUAUCUAUCGUCAUGAACCGUCAAUGAAAGAAAAAGAUCCUGUUAAAGUUCUUAGACAUGCACUCUCACAAGCACUUGUUUAUUACUAUCCAUUUGCAGGAAGGAUUAGGGAGGGUGCUGGACGCAAGUUGAUGGUCGAUUGUACUGGCGAGGGAGUUAUGUUCGUUGAAGCUGAAGCUGAUGUAACCCUUGAUGAAUUCGGUGACGCUUUGCAUCCCCCACUCCCAUGCUUCGAAGAACUUCUAUACGAUGUUCCAGGAUCGGAACUAAUUAUUGACCGUCCCAUUCGACUCAUACAGGUCACACGUCUCAAGUGCGGCAGUUUCAUACUAGUCGUGUAUUUGAACCAUACAAUGAGCGAUGGAGCUGGUUUGAAACUAUUUAUGAAUGCCUGGGCAGAAAUGGCUCGAGGAGCACAUAAACCUUCCAUUCAACCUGUAUGGAAUAGGGAGAUUCUAAUGGCAAGAGACCCACCACACAUUACAUGCAACCAUCAUGAAUACGAACAAAUUUUUUCGUCAAAUACAAUCAAGGAAGAAGAUACCACAACCCUAGUUCAUCAAUCUUUCUUCUUUAGGACUUCAGACAUUGUUGUGCUUCGUCUCUUGGUUCCAUUUCACCUUCGCCAUUGUACCACAUUCGAUCUUAUCACUUCAUGUUUUUGGUGUUGUCGCACAAAAGCAUUGCAGUUAGAGGCAGAUGACGAGAUACGAAUGAUGUGUAUUGUCAAUGCACGUUCGAGGUUUAAUGCUAACAAUUCGCCACUUGUUGGAUACUACGGUAAUUGUUUUGCUUACCCGGCGGCCGUCACCACUGCAGGGAAGCUUUGUGGAAACUCAUUAGGUUAUGCUGUGGAGUUGGUAAGAAAAUUAAAAGCUGAAGUUACAGAGGAAUAUAUGCAUUCUGUAGCAGAUCUUAUGGUUAUUAAAGAGCGGUGUUUAUUUACAACUAUAAGGUCUUGUGUUGUUUCAGAUGUAACUCGUAUAAAGUUAAGAGAAGUGGAUUUUGGAUGGGGUGAGGCCGUGUAUGGUGGAGCUGCAAAAAGUGGGGCUGGGCCUUUUCCUGGAGCAGCCUAUAUCAUCCCACAUAAGAAUGUAGAAGGAGAAGAAGGUUUCAUAUUACUAGUUUGUUUGUCCUUUGAAGCUAUGAAGAGGUUUGCUAAAGAGUUAGAUGAGAUGCUUGAUUUGAAGCAAUGGCCGGGUGGAUCGACGUUCAUGCAGAAUUCAACGGCGGGGAACCUCAGAGGUUGAAGGUUCGGUGCCUUGAUGUAACGUUAAGAGGUCUCAAGGAUCAACUGAAUGAAUUCAACCCCAGAGACGCAAGGAGGGUGGAAUACGUUCGUAUAAACGUCCAGCGCUCGACGAGGGGAGAGUAUCAUUCACUUGGGUGGAGUUAAAGAACGACGAAAACGUGACGAGCAUGUUUUGGGAGCACAACAUGUUCCAGUGGAUCGAUAUGCGGGUAACGUUGCUGAGAUUAACUAAAAAUAUCAUCAACAAUUUGAUUCCGCCAAAAGAUCGUCAUUAAUUAGGGUAAGAUGCAUUCCAACUACAACAAUUAGCUUACCUGUGAAAUGGGGUAAUUCAAACUUGCCAAACGACCCUAAUUCAAGUAUUUCGCCAAACGUUCAUGUUUUUCCUUCAUCCGCCCUUUUUGAGUUUUAAUUCAAAUAUAAAAAAAAACUGCACACUACACACUUGAAUGCUUCUCUUGAAUUAAUCGACCCCUCAAAAUUUCGAAAUAAAAUAGUGAAACCCCAUUAACAACUAAAAUUACAAACUUGCUACAAUAAAAUCAAAAUUUUGAAAUUGAGUGAGAAACCAUAUAAAUCCUCCAAAUUGCAAUUGAAUAAGGUGAAUCUCGUUAUCAAUCAAACACAUGCAAAUAGUUCUAAUACAAAAAAAAUCUAUUUUAUUUUGGCAUACUCCAUUUGAUUUCUUUCGCAUGGAGUGUGAACACCGAUCUCUACAGUGCCACCAUAUUGUGUUCUUUUGCAUCUGAUUCACCCAGAUUUGGGUUGCGUUUUCCCUCUUGGUAUGGCGUCGACAAAGAUCGAUGAGAUCGACAA
Messenger RNA from Medicago truncatula (barrel medic), 2368 nucleotides. RefSeq names its product benzyl alcohol O-benzoyltransferase. Lineage: Eukaryota; Viridiplantae; Streptophyta; Magnoliopsida; Fabales; Fabaceae. The transcript is spliced from 3 exons. Bases 159 to 1550 code for a protein of 463 amino acids. The record is from RefSeq and is a predicted model, not a curated record.